This is a messenger RNA of Arvicanthis niloticus (Nile rat), 654 nucleotides long. RefSeq lists its product as uncharacterized. Gene Ontology annotation, cellular component: keratin filament. Lineage: Eukaryota; Metazoa; Chordata; Mammalia; Rodentia; Muridae. The record is from RefSeq and is a predicted model, not a curated record.
AUGGUCAACUCCUGUUGUGGCUCUGUCUGCUCUGAGCAGGGCUGUGAUCAAAGUCUCUGCCAGGAGAGCUGCUGCCAGCCCAGCUGCUGCCAGACUACCUGCUGCAGGACCACCUGCUGCCGCCCCAGCUGCUGUGUGUCCAGCUGCUGCAGGCCCAGCUGCCAGACCACCUGCUGCCGCCCAGUCUGCUGCCAGACUACCUGCCGCCCCAGCUGUGGAGUGUCCAGCUGUUGUCGCCCAAUGUGCUGUCAGACCACCUGCCGCCCCAGCUGUGGAGUGUCUAGCUGCUGCCGUCCAAUCUGCUGCCAGACUACCUGCUGCCAGACCACCUGCCGCCCCAGCUGUGGAGUGUCCAGCUGCUGCUCUCCAGUGUGUUGUCAGACCACCUGCCGCCCCAGCUGUGGUGUGUCCAGCUGCUGCCGCCCAGUCUGCUGCCAGACCACCUGCCGCCCCAGCUGUGGAGUGUCUAGCUGUUGCCGUCCAGUCUGCUGUCAGACCACUUGCUGCCGUACAACUUUGUGUCCAACUUGCAACCCUAGCUGCUGUGUGUUUAGCUGUUCUUGCCCCAGCUACUGUGUGUCCAGCUGUUGUUGCCCCAGCUGCUGUGUGUCCAGCUGCUGUAAGUCUAUCUGCUGUCAUCCUGUCCUUUGCUAG